This is a messenger RNA of Symbiodinium sp. CCMP2456, 1089 nucleotides long. The record is from the annotation of a GenBank genome assembly. NCBI's taxonomy places the organism in Eukaryota, Dinophyceae, Suessiales, Symbiodiniaceae.
AUGAGUGCCUGUGAGAAGGGGCAGCAGUGGCAGGCGACGUUGCUCUUGUUCAGCCGCUUUUCACACUUUUGCUGUGACCGCACUUUGGUGACCUACGGUGCUGCGUCCGCCGCUUGUGCCGUGAGCCAGUCCUGGGAGACAGCUCUGGAAGUUCUCUCGGAGAUGCAGGGAAUGGGCGUGGGUCCAAGCAAGGAGAUGUUGAACUCCCUUUUGGAGGUCUGCAAGAGGAGCUGGGCGUGGCAACAGGGCCUCGAGGUUUUUCUAGAGAGCCGUGAGCUUGGUCUGGACUCCUUCCGACAGCGUGAAGCCCUCUGCCAGGCAGUGGAGACCAGCCAAGCCCUUUCCUGGGCUGAAACUUUGGCUCUCAGGCCCCUUUCCCUGCUGGACUUGAGACGAGCCACCCUCUCUGACCAGCGCUUUGUGUGGCAGAGUUCAAGGCCUGUACAUGUGGCCUCUGCGGAAUGGCUCGUUCUGGCGAAUAUCUUCGCUGCAGAUUCUAUUCGGCAAUCGCUAGAGCAGCGGAACGGAUUUGGAAGUGUGCUCAAGGAAGGAAAGCUGGCUUUCGCUGCGAGCAAGGUUGGGGCAGGACUUUCUGUCGCCUGUGCAGUGGCCGCCGCCUUUCCUCUUGACAAGUACCCGGAGAAGCCCCAGGUGUUGCUGGUUUGUGGGCCGGGCAACAAUGGAGGAGAUGGUCUGGUCGCUGCAAGACAUCUCCACCACUUCGGCUACAGCCCUCGCGUGGUUUACCCCAAGCCGAAUCAGAAGGAGCAGCUCUUCGUCAAUCUGGUGACACAGCUGUCGCAGCUGUCGGUGCCCGUGGAUGCAACCCUCCCGGAGUCCCUGGAGGGAUACUGCUGCGUGGUCGAUGCUAUUUUUGGCUUCUCCUUCCGCGGCGCUGUCCGAGCGCCGUUCGACGAUGUCCUGAGGAGACUCACAGCACCGGGAGCUCCGCCAGUACUCUCCGUGGACAUUCCCUCCGGAUGGGAUGUCGAGAAGGGCCCACCUGCUCAGGGCAUUUGCUUGCAGCCGAGUGCGCCCCUCACGCUGCUGCUGAGCCUUUCUGCAUUUAUGGAGAACCCGCUGUCUUGA